Messenger RNA from Salvelinus fontinalis (brook trout), 6888 nucleotides. RefSeq lists its product as uncharacterized. The coding region runs from base 277 to 1170 and encodes 297 amino acids. The record is from RefSeq and is a predicted model, not a curated record. The transcript is spliced from 14 exons. NCBI's taxonomy places the organism in Eukaryota, Metazoa, Chordata, Actinopteri, Salmoniformes, Salmonidae.
AUUUGCGGGGAGGUUCGAAAUGUCUACGUCAGUUUCUAACGCUGGAUUAGAACUCCAAUAACAUCAUAUUCCUUCCGCGAUAUGUGAAUGUAGCCGAGUGGAGCUAUAAAGGGUCGUUAAGGUUUCAAUGCAGACUGCCCGAGGGGCAUAACAAGUCCCUAGAUUGUCCAAGUGGUACAGGGACCUUUUUUUCACAUUUAGGGGGGAGAGGAGUGCGGGGGUUGCAGUUUAAACUACAAAAGCGCUGUAGUCUACCAAAGUGAAAGUAAUGUCAAAAUGCAUGCUUGCACGACGUCUAGAGCAGACAUUAAAAGGGGGAAUCCUAAUGGUUACCAAGGCAACAUGACAAGUGACUUGGCAUGGAUCAUCAGAGCUUGUCUCUUUGUGUGCCUGUGGAGAGCCUGUCUGUGUGAAGGGUCUGACGGCAUGUAUAACGAAUAUUUGACAGAAAUGGUAGACCGUCUGCCAAAGGACUAUUUGUUCAGAGUGAACAAAAGUGAGGAAACAUUUGAAAGAGUUGCAAAAGCCCUUAGCCGGUUCUAUUGGGCGAACUGUGAGAAGGACUUCAAAUGCAAAGAUUACCCUGAAGACACAACAAAUUCUGCUGUAUGUUACUUACUGAACUAUCUGCAUGAGAAGGAACCUGAGUGUGUCUCCAAUGUCACAUACAGUCUAGCUGAGGUGGAGUUGGUCAGUUUGAAAGGCUUCAAGUGUCUGGUUGAAGAUGCAUUCAAUCACAAAUAUAAUUCAUCACAAGAACAAGAGGACGAAUGUGCUGAUGUUUUUGUUGAUGCAGUGAGAUGCCAAAAAGCAACUACACUUGUUGAUGCAGUGAGAUGCCAAAAAGCAACUACACUUGAAACAUCAUCGAUCCCGCCCAAAACGUCAUCAUCAACAACACGACCACCAUUGUCAACAAUAUCAAACAGCGGCAACAUGGAGUCACAAGAGCAGCGAUUACAAAGGAAGGUCAUAUCAGUCAGUACGUUGUUAGCUAUCUCUCUGAUAGCUAAUGUCCUCCUCUUGGGUGUUGUCAUCUUGAUCUUGUGGACCCGGGGGAGACGCCAGCAUGAAGGCGUGCCUCUUGCAAUGCCUGAACUGACAGUAUUGAACGCAGUAGAGGUACAUCAUCUGAUGCAGAACGACAACGGAGAUGCUCUGCAGCACUGACCCCGUUCAGAGGAAUAAUCCAGCUCUCUUCCAUCUGCCACCAUUUUCGCCUCACUUUACCAGAUGACAACGGACAAAUAUAUAUCCUGAGCCAAAGAAAAGGAGCCAACAGUCCUCUCUCUCUCACUCUCACUCUCACACCCACUCUCACUCUCACUCUCACUCACACUUCACAUUUCACACUUCACGCUUCCAGGGCUGAGGCCACAACUCUUCUUCUCCUGCCACUGGCAUUCUGGAGUUACUGUUGCAGACAUGAAUAAAAGCUCCCCUCCUUGUGUUUUAAUGAGGAGAAUGGGAGAACUAAUAAAUGUCCGUCUGUCAAGAGUCUCUAAAAACAAGACUUGGAUUAAGGGAACACGGUGGUCUUGAAUGUCACCCCUUGCCUUCAGCUGUCCAUUCAGCCCAAAGAUAAUAUGUUCAUGUGAAUGGGAAGAAAACAGUGAGAUGAACAAUAAGAUGAACCCUUUAGGGGCAUACAUUAGAACUAAGAUGGGCCGAUAUUGAGUAUUAUUGUACUUUGCUGUAGGGCAGUACUUUACGAAAAAAACCUGCAUCCAUUCCUGACUGUGUUUGGAUGAUGUGGCUGUGUUACUUGAUGAAAGGGGAUUUUAUGACACAGAGGGAAAGAAAAAUAUCAAAGGAGUAAAUCAGUUAAGAAUAAAAGAUGAAAUAAAUAAAGUGAAGGCCAUUUUAUGUACAAAGUGUGUAUAUAUUUAGAGUACUAGUCAAAUUUUGGACACACGUACUAAUUCAUUUUUUUUCUUUGACAAUUUUCUACAUUGUAGAAUAAUAGUGAAAACAUCAAACCUAUGAAAUAACACAUGGAAUCAUGUAGUACCCAAAGAAGUGUUAACCAAAUCAAAAUAUGUUUUAUAUUUGAGAUUCUUCAAAGUAGCCACCCUUUGCCUUGAUGACAGCUUUGCACACUCUUGGGAUUAUCUCAACCAGCUCCAUGAGGAAUGCUAUUCCAACAGUCUUGAAGGAGAUCUCACAUAUGCUAAGCACUUGUUGGCUGCUUUUCCUUCACUCUGCGGUCCAACUCAUCCCAAACCAUCUCAAUUGGGUUGAGGUCAGUGAUUGUGGAGGCCAGGUCAUCUGAUGCAAUACUCCAUCACUCUCCUUGGUCAAUAGCCCUUACACAGCCUGAAGGUGUGUUGGGUCAUUGUCCUGUUGAAAAUCAAAUUAUGGUCCCAUUAAGAGCAAACCAGAUGGGAUGGCGUAUCGCUACAGAAUGCUGUGGUAGCCAUGCUGGUUAACGGUGCCUUGAAUUUUAAAUAAAUCGCAGACAGUGUCACCAGCAAUGCACCAUCACACCACCUCCUCCAUGCUUCACGGUGGGAACCACACACGCGGAGAUCAUCUGUUCACCUACUCUGCGUCUCACAAAGACAAGGCGGUUGGAACCAAAAAUCUCAAAUUUGGACUCGUCAGACCAAAGGACAGAUUUCCACCGGUCUAUUGUCCAUUGUUCGUGUUUCUUGGCACAAGCAAGUCUCUUCUUCUUAUUGGUGUCCUUUAGGAGGUGUUUCUUUGCAGCAAUUCAACCAUGAAGGCCUGAUUCACGCAGUCUCCUCUGAACAGUUGAUGUUGAGAUGUGUCUGUUACUUGAACUCUGUGAAGCAUUUAUGUGGGCUGCAAUCUGAGGUGCAGUUAGCUCUAACUUAUCCUCUGCAGCAGAGGUAACUCUGGGUCUUCCUUUCCUGUGGCGGUCCUCGUGAGAGCCAGUUUCAUCAUAGCGCUGAUGGGUUUUUGCAACUGCACUUGAAGACACUUUCAAAGUUCUUGAAAUUUUCCACAUUGCCUGACCUUCAUGUCUUAAAGUAAUGAUGGACUGUCGUUUCUCUUUGCUUAUUUGAGCAAUUUAUUUACCAAAUAGGGCUAUCAUCUGUAUACCACCCCUACCUUGUCACAACACAAUUGAUUGUUUCAAACAUGCUAAGAAGGAAAGAAAUUCCACAAAUUAACUUUUAACAAGGCACACCUUUUAAUUGAAAUGCAUUCCAGGUGACUACCUCAUGUAGCUGGUUGUGAGGGAAUGCCAAGAGUGUGCAAAGCUGUCAUUAAGGCAAAGGGUGGCUACUUUGAAGAAUCUCAAAUAUAAAAUGCAUUUUGAUUUGUUUAACACUUUUUUGUUACUACAUUUAUUCCAUAUGUGUUAUUUCAUAGUUUGAAUGUCUUCACGAUUAUUCUACAAUGUAGAAAAUAGUAAAAAAUAAAGAAAAACCCUUGAAUGAGUAUAUGUGUCUAAACUGUUGACUGGUACUGUAAAAACACUACCGUUCAAAAGUUUGGGGUCACUUAGAAAUGUCCUUAUUUUCCAUGAAAACAUACAUGAAAUGAGUUGCAAAAUGAAUAGGAAAUAUAGUCAAGAUGUUGACAAGGUUAUAAAUAAGGAUGUUUCAUUGAAAUAAUAAUUGUGUCCUUUGCCUUCAUCAAAGAACCCUCCAUUUGCAGCAAUUACAGCCUUGCAGACCUUUGGCAUUCUAGUUGUCAAUUUGUUGAGGUAAUCUGAAGAGAUUUCACCCCAUACUUCCUGAAGCAACUCCCUCAAGUUGGAUUGGCUUGAUGGGCACUUCUUACGUACCAUACGGUCAAGCUGCUCCAACAGCUCAAUUGGGUUGAGAUUCGGUGACUGUGCUUUGAGUCAUUGAAAUUGGCUCCAAUUAAGCGCCGUCCACGGGGGGGUAUGGCAUGGCGUUGCAAAAUAGAGUGAUAGCGUUCCUUCUUCAAGAUCCCUUUUACCCUGUACAAAUCUCCCACUUUACCAACACCAAAGCACGCCCAGACCAUCACAUUGCCUCCACCAUGCUUGACAGAUGACGUCAAGCACUCCUCCAGCAUCUUUUUAUUUUUCUGCGUCUCACGAAUGUUCUUCUUUGUGAUCCGAACACCUCAUACUUAGAUUUGUCUGUCCAUAAUACCUUUUUUCAAUCUUCCUCUGUCCAGUGUCUGUGUUCUUUUGCCCAUCUUAAUCUUUUAUUUUUAUUGGCCAGUCUGAGAUAUGGCUUUUUCUUUGCAACUCUGCCUAGAAGGCCAGCAUCCCGGAGUCGCCUCUUCACUAUUGACAUUGAGACUAGUGUUUUGCAGGUAAUAUUUAAUGAAACUGCCAGUUGAGGACUUGGGAGGCAUCUGUUUCUCAAACUAGACACUUUAAUGUACUUGUCCUCUUGCUCAGUUGUGCACCAGGGCAUCCCACUCCUCUUUCUAUUCUGGUUAGAGACAGUUUGCGCUGUUCUGUGAAGGGAGUAGUACACAGCGUUGUACGAGAUCUUCAGUUUCUUGGCAAUUUUUCAUGGAAAUGGAAUAGCCUUCAUUUCUCAGAACAAGAAUAGACUGAUGACUUUCAGAAGAAAGUUCUUUGUUUCUGCCCAUUUUGAGCCCGUAAUCGAACCCACAAAUGCUGAUGCUUCAGAUACUCAACUAGCUUAAAGGCCAGUUUUAUUGCUUCUUUAAUCAGAACAACAGUUUUAAUCUGUGCUAACAUAAUUGCAAAAGGUUUUUCUAAUGAUCAAUUAGUCUUUUAAAAUUAUAAACUUGGAUUAGCUAACACAACGUGCCAUUGGAACAAAGGAGUGAUGGUUGCUGAUAAUGGACCUCUGUACGCCUAUGUAGAUAUUCCAUAAAAAAUCUGCCGUUUCCAGCUACAAUAGUUAUUUACAACAUUACUAAUGUCUACACUGUAUUUCUGAUCAAUUUGAUAUUAUUUUAAUGGACAAAAACAAGGACAUUUCUAAGUGAUGCCAAACUUUUGAAUGGUAAUGUGUGUAUAUAUAUAUAUUUUCUAUUUAACUAUUUGCUUUGAUAUCUGCACCUUGUCAUAAGCAUUAUGAGCAACAUAAAACGUUUGUACCAUGUCUAUGUGUUGCAGAGACUGUACAGGGAGUGUGUGUGUGUGUGUGUGUGUGUGUGUGUGUGUGUGUGUGUGUGUGUGUGUGUGUGUGUGUGUGUGUGUGUGUGUGUGUGUGUGUGUGUGUGUGUGUGUGUGUGUGUGUGUGUGUGUGUGUGUGUGUGUGUGUGUGUGUGUGUGACCACUGUUUAAAUGGCCUAUGUUCUCUUUUGGAGCAGUGAGAGAUGCUGUUUUUUCCUUAUCAGUGUUUUCCCAAGACAUAAUUUUUGGGGGCGGGACUCAAAAGCCCCAACAACUUUUUUUUGAAAGGGGAUGUUAUUGUUGUGCUGUAUGCCAUUUGUAAAGAAUCUUUACAUCUAAAUAGCUUGUUAAUAAGUAUUUUAUAUACAGGAUCUGUUUAACAUACUUUCUGGUCUGGUUUCCCUGACACAAAUUAAGUCUAAUCCAAAACUAAACAUUUACUUCCAUGGAUAUUCUCCAUUGAGCAUGCUUUUUACUCCAGGACUAGGUUUAGAGCUAUAUUCAACCUUGUCCAAAUGAAAACCAUGACCUUUUAAAAUCUAUUUCUACUUUUUCUUUGCUUGAUCUCUAAGGGAAGGCUAUUCCAUAGACAAAUGCCUGUAUAGAAAAACGUUCUCCUCGCAGUACUGUUUACUCUUGGGAUUUUACAAGACAUAACACUAGCUCUGGUAUUGUAACUGUGUUGGUUAUAGACCAUAUCAAUGUGUUUUUUCUAUGUUCAUAGAUUGAGCCAGCCAAAUUUCUGCAAGGCAAAUAAUAUAGCAGAUUUUCUGAUAGGAGACUCUCGAACCAAGCUCUCCAUCGAGGGACUGGACAUUUGCCAAUAAAACGGAGGAGAGUGCCAGUCGAUUUCCACUUUUCUCUAUGCGUAUUCCGACCUUGAAUUUAAGCAUGAGAAUAGCGUGCUAUUCACCUGCUAUUCGUUUUGGGUGGCGGUCGAAUUAAUGAAGUUGUGGCGGAGGUGUAUCCACAGAUAUGCCGUAUUCCGACUUUUAUUUAAUACCUUAAUAAUUCCACCACCUUUACGCGCGAGGAAACCAUGAAUAAGGUCUAGUGAACCUACUGGUUCCAAGUGGAACUUUAUUUUUUACGAUAUAAAUAACACCGUUCUCCAUGCACUGUAAUUUAAACUUGAUAAGAGCUAGGUAAAUUAAUAAUCGUUUUGGAUGAGGGAAUUGUAAAUACAAAUUACACUUGUUUUCGAUCUAUUUUACAUGAUUAUCGCUGGAGACAAUUGUGAAACCAGUCAUAUGGCUGCAAACUGAAGGAUAUCAAGUUUGAAUCCGAUGUUAAUUUGUGUAUCAGUUCAUAAACCAUGUGCCAUGGAAUCGGUAAAUCGAAAAUCUCUUCCCAACUAUUUACAACCUGUAUAGCACAGCUGUAAUUUUUUUGGUCCUUAAAUGAAGUUAGUAUACUUUUUUUAUUUAUCACACUUUUCUUUAACCAGUUUUGGUCUUUAACGCCGUUUCCUCUUUAAUUUUUGCUGAAAAGCUGAAAUUAGUUGGUUGUAAUUUUGGAUAGGACAGACAUUUCCAUAUAUUUUGUUAGCUGCAUGUUUGACAUAACUCCACCAGUCCUAUUCAUGAAAUAAUUUACAAAGUUGAUAAUAUUUUUUAUAUUUUAUUAUUUUUAAAUCAAUUAUUAUAUUUGAGUUUAACCAUAAUAUCUGUUGUAAUAUUUGUUCUGUUCUGUUUUCUGGUGGCUUAAACUGAAAUUGCAACCAACUUUAAAAAAAAAAAAAAUGUAAAUCGCAAUUUUUUCAGAAAAUUUCAUUUUCAAAUAACUGAAAGUGAGAGGUUGUAAUCUGAAUAAAGGGAAAAAGCCCCUGUUACUAAUCUGCUAGAGAA